This is a messenger RNA of Aspergillus pseudoviridinutans, 1335 nucleotides long. RefSeq names its product putative lipase. NCBI's taxonomy places the organism in Eukaryota, Fungi, Ascomycota, Eurotiomycetes, Eurotiales, Aspergillaceae. Gene Ontology annotation, molecular function: triacylglycerol lipase activity. The coding region runs from base 1 to 1335 and encodes 444 amino acids. The transcript has a single exon. The record is from RefSeq and is a predicted model, not a curated record. Gene Ontology annotation, biological process: lipid catabolic process.
AUGGGCUGUACGCCGUACUUUCCUCUUGUUCUUGUACUCGGGCUCCUCUAUGUGCUUGUUGCAGAGGCUGUUCCUCUUCUGCCAAGUGAGGACCCUUUCUACAUCCCGGACGAUGACUCUUGGUCACAAUUGCCCCCCGGAACCAUUCUGAAUUCCCGCAACGUGACAAUCGCCUCACUGCUCCCUGGCUUCCCAAGUAAAGCCAAGGCAUUUCAAGUGCUGUAUGUCACCCGGGACGUGCAUGAGCAGCCAGCGCACACAGUCACGACGAUAGUUGUCCCUCAACGCCCAAAGUUCGACCGGCUCCUCUCCUUCCAGAUCGCCUACGACUCGCCUGAUAUCAAUUGCUCUCCCUCAUACGGGAUCCAGUUUGGUGUGGACGGUACCGCUGCUACCUGGAACCGGAAUCAGCUAAGCUAUUUGCUUCCCUACUUACAACAGGGUCCGAUUGUGAAUAUACCGGACUACGAGGGCUCCAAUGCCGCGUUUACCGUGGGCCCGCAAAGCGCCUACCAGACUCUGGAUUCCAUCCGUGCGGCACUGAACUCGGCACACCUCACCGGCCUCAGCCCUGAGGCCAAAACGAUCAUGUUCGGCUACUCUGGAGGCGGCUACGCAACAGAGUGGGCUUCUGAAUUCCAUCCCAGCUACUCACCGGAACUUAAAAUCGCCGGGGCUGUGAUCGGCGGUCCUCCUACUAAUAUUACAAAGACCUAUCUAUCCGUCAACGGGGGACCAGCCGCAGGGUUAAACGCCUGGGCCAUGCUGGGGGUAAUGAACGCAUUUCCUGCCCUCAAGGCCUACAUGCUCGACCACCUUCUACCUGAGUACCGUGAUGCCUUUCUCGGUCCUCUGAAACGCUGCACUCCCCGGACUGGGGACGAAAGCGACCCUCCGCCGCUCAGUAACAUGAAUAUUUCAUCCUUCUUCGACAAUGGUGACCAGUUCCUAUAUGAGUUCAAAGAUCUUCUCGAUGAAAUCGGCGUGAUGGGAAGACAUGGAUUCCCCAAGUUUCCGUUGUACAUCUACAAAGGCACGAAUGAUGAUAUUGCACCCACAAUUGAAGAUACAACUGCUCUGGUGCGGAAGUUCUGUGAGGCAGGCACUAAUGUGAGGUAUCUUCCGUACGCGGGGCUAGACCAUACCACUGCCUUGAUUUUCGGUAUGCUUCCAGGCUGGGCAUGGAUGACAAAUAUCUUCAACGGGAUUGAGCUACCAGGCUGCCACCAGAAUGACCUUAAUCUUGAUGCGGAUGGAGGUGAAGGAGAGAUAUUGGAGUAUCCUUUCCCUGAUCAGGAAAUUUUCCAAUCCUCUCACUUGGACGAAUUGAAGUAA